GGCAGGGCGCGGGGCCUGCGCGCUGGGAAACGCGCCGGGAAACGCGCCCGCGCUGGAGGCGGGGCCUUUGAGGAAGGACUCAGGCUUGGAAGCCCCUAGGUCGGCCCGACAGGUAGUUCCCCGACGUGCUUCUUGCCACGGACUCCUAGACUCCUCUGAAAAUUAUUUUAUUUUUGUAACUUAAGGGCGAUGAAGAAUCCUUACACGAGUUAAUUAUACAUCCCUCCUGCACUUCCCCGCUAAAAUCCUUCUGAGAUGAUGGCUCUGGGCGCAGCGGGAGCUACCUGGGUCUUUGUCGCGCUGGUAGCGGCGGCUCUCGGCGGCCACCCUCUGCUGGGAGUGAGCGCCACCUUGAACUCGGUUCUCAAUUCCAACGCCAUCAAGAACCUGCCCCCACCGCUGGGCGGCGCUGCGGGGCACCCAGGCUCUGCAGUCAGCGCGGCGCCGGGAAUUCUGUUCCCGGCCGGGAAUAAGUACCAGACCAUUGACAACUACCAGCCGUACCCGUGCGCAGAGGACGAGGAGUGCGGCACUGAUGAGUACUGCGCUAGUCCCACCCGCGGAGGGGACGCGGGCGUGCAAAUCUGUCUCGCCUGCAGGAAGCGCCGAAAACGCUGCAUGCGUCACGCUAUGUGCUGCCCCGGGAAUUACUGCAAAAAUGGAAUAUGCGUGUCUUCUGAUCAAAAUCAUUUCCGAGGAGAAAUUGAGGAAACCAUCACUGAAAGCUUUGGUAAUGAUCAUAGCACCUUGGAUGGGUAUUCCAGAAGAACCACCUUGUCUUCAAAAAUGUAUCACACCAAAGGACAAGAAGGUUCUGUCUGUCUCCGGUCAUCAGACUGUGCCACAGGAUUGUGUUGUGCUAGACACUUCUGGUCCAAGAUCUGUAAACCUGUCCUGAAAGAAGGUCAAGUGUGUACCAAGCAUAGGAGAAAAGGCUCUCAUGGGCUAGAAAUAUUCCAGCGUUGUUACUGCGGAGAAGGUCUGUCUUGCCGGAUACAGAAAGAUCACCAUCAAGCCAGUAAUUCUUCUAGGCUUCACACUUGUCAGAGACACUAAACCAGCUAUCCAAAUGCAGCGGACUCCUUUUAUAUAAUAGAUGCUAUGAAAACCUUUUAUGAUCUUCAUCAACUCAAUCCUAAGGAUAUAUACAAAUUCUGUGGUUUCAGUUACGCAUUCCAAUAACACCUUCCAAAAACC
Messenger RNA from Symphalangus syndactylus (siamang), 1197 nucleotides. RefSeq names its product dickkopf Wnt signaling pathway inhibitor 1 (gene DKK1). Lineage: Eukaryota; Metazoa; Chordata; Mammalia; Primates; Hylobatidae. Gene Ontology annotation, cellular component: extracellular region. Gene Ontology annotation, biological process: multicellular organism development; negative regulation of canonical Wnt signaling pathway. Gene Ontology annotation, molecular function: receptor antagonist activity; co-receptor binding. The record is from RefSeq and is a predicted model, not a curated record.